Molecule: messenger RNA, 2472 nt
Organism: Fonsecaea monophora
Lineage: Eukaryota; Fungi; Ascomycota; Eurotiomycetes; Chaetothyriales; Herpotrichiellaceae
Exons: 10
Coding region: 1-2472 (823 amino acids)
Molecular function (GO): oxidoreductase activity
Source: RefSeq, a predicted model, not a curated record
AUGGCUACCGAAACCCUUACCCUCCCUAAGGAGCCGACCACACUCAACUACUACCUGGAGCUGAAAGAUGGAGGCAUAGUUCAAACCUACCCAGGAACGGCAUUUGAGAAACGCAGGAAACAUGUCCCACACGAAAUGUACAUUCACGACAUGCGUCCAGCACGCUCCGAAUUCACCUUUGACACGGCUGGAUUCGAGCUGGUCGACCAUGUGUCCAAGGAGAAAGAAUUCGCCGACGAAGAACAUAUCAAACAGGUCUACUAUCCGGAAAUUGUCGAACUUGUCAAGAAAGUGACUGGAGGAGAUCGUGUCCAUGUCAUCUCACAUCUGUCUCGGCGUGAUACGACUCAAGCGUCACUGAAGGCCUCGGAGGGCAAAGCGGAUACUGAUUUCGUCACGGCCACGAAUCCAGCUAGGUUCGCCCACGUCGAUCAAUCUUACCGCGGCGCUGAACAACUUCUGUACCUCAACCUUCCAGAGGAAGAAGCAGACAAAGUGGUCAAGAAACGAUGGGCCAUCGUCAAUGUCUGGGCCCCCAUUAUCAAGAAGGUCACGCGCGAUCCUCUGGCCUUUUGCGACUUUCGUACCGUUGAUGAGAGGGACUUCCGAACCGUUGUCGCCAACCUGCCCCCCAAGGGCGCAGGAGAGUACGCCAACGUGUCUCAGAACAUGAGUCACAAGCAGCGGUACGAGUACAAUCUCAACGGGGAAAAGGCGGCAAGAUAUGAGGUUACAAAUAUGGCGCACAAUCCCAACCAGAAAUGGUACUUUGCCAGCGAGAUGACUCCCGAGGAGGCGUGGGUGUUUAAGAUCUUUGACUCCAAGAAGGAUGGCCGCGCGCGAUGCGCCGUACACUCGUCUUUCCCGCUUGCGAAUCAGGACGAAGAGGGAGAACCAAGGACUAGCGUUGAGCCGGAUUAUGAUGUCCUCAUUAUUGGUGCUGGGUUGUCGGGAUGUUAUGCUUCUCAUCGAAUGAAGCAGUUGAAUCUGACGCACAGAGUCCUCGAGGCAGGCACGUCGGUCGGUGGUACUUGGUACUGGAAUCGCUAUCCUGGCUGUCGCUUCGACUCCGAGUCGUAUUCGUACGCAUUCUUCUUUUCCAAGGAGAUGCUAGACGAGUGGACCUGGACGGAGCAUUUCGCACCACAGGCCGAAACCGAGCGCUACAUCAGGUUCAUGUGCGACAAGCUCGAGUUAUGGGACAACAUGCAGUUCGAAACACGGGUCGAAAAAGCGCAUUGGGAUUCAGGGAAUCUCCUCUGGAGACUCACCGACGCGUCUGGAAACGCAUACACGUCCCGCUACCUCAUCACCUGCAUAGGCGUGUUGAGUAAUCCAACCUUGCCAAAUAUACCGGGCGUACAAGACUACAAGGGGACGGCGUAUCACACUUCUCGAUGGCCCAACGAAGAGGUCAAGUUCGAAGGCAAGAGGGUGGGCAUCAUCGGCACUGGAGCCACGGCCAUACAAGCCAUACCAGUGAUAGCUAAAACGGCAAAGAGCUUGACAGUAUUUCAAAGGACAGCAAAUUGGGCGAUUCCACUACUCAACAGUAAGAUCGAGGAAGAAGAAAUGACGUCGAUUCGAAAGCGAUACCCUGAAAUGUUGGAGACUUUGAAUCGGACCAGAGCGUGCUUUUUACACGAUGCAAAUUACGACUCAAUAUGGGAUGCUACUCCCGAGGAGCGAGAAGUCUUUUGGGAGAAGUUGUAUGCGACGCCAGGGUUCCCCAUGUGGCUGUCCAACUACAAGGAGAUCCUCGUCGACGAGAAGGCGAACGAUCUUGUCACUGCAUUCGUGGCUAAAAAGAUCCGGGCACGAGUUCAUGACCCUUGGACGGCGGAGAAACUUAUCCCUAAGAACCACGGAUUUGGGACACGGAGAGUCCCAAUGGAGACUAAUUACUACGAAGCAUAUAACCAGCCCAACGUGCGCCUCGUGGAUCUGACCGAGACUCCCAUUGAACGCAUCACAGAGAAUGGACUCAUUACCACUCAAGAGACGUUCGAAUUUGACAUGAUCAUCUAUGCUACAGGCUUUAAUGCCGGCAUUGAUAACCAUCGACUUUAUGACGAAUGGAAAGACGGCCCAAAGACAUUCCUGGGCCUGACGGUCAAGAACUUCCCCAACAUGUUCAUGUCGAUGGGGCCCCAUCAAGCUUAUGGAAAUAUCCCUCGCAGCAUCGAAUUUGCCGUGGGCUGGAUAGCAGAAUGCAUAGAGUACUGUCGGGCUCACGGCAUCACUCUCAUCGAGGCCACUGACGAAGGAGUGCAAGAAUGGACAGACCAUGUUCAUGACCUGGGCAAAGAUCUCUUGAGUACCAAGGUUGACUCGUGGAUGACGGGCGUCAAUCGCAAUGUGGCAGGCAAGGAAAAGCGAAUCGUGGCCCGGUACAUGGGGUCUGCGCCAGAGUUUCGGAGGAGGUGCGAAGCAGUGGCAGCUGCCGGGUACAAGGCUUUCAAGCUUGCGUAG